GGGUCCACAGCCUGUGGACUGAAGUGAAGGGUUCUGAGAGAAAGCUGGACGUUCUGGAGGGACGCUGACAGUACGACGUGAUCCUGAGGGAAGUGAAAUGAGGGAAUCUGGCAGAGCAGAUGCUUUCUCCUGACAUCGUGUGGAAUAAUGACACUUUGGGUGAUUUUACCUGUCACUUUGCCUCUCAGCACCAUCUCAGGAGCGUGGAUUGUAUACACCAUGGCUGUAGAAAACCAGCAUGUCUGCCCUAUAAACAACUGGGUGUAUAACGUGUCCUGUAAGGAGCCUCUGGUGAUGCAGAGUAAACAGUUUCUCUGCUGCACCCUGGACAACGUUCCUCUCAUCAGUAAAUGUGGUGUGUUACCACCAGAGAGUUGCUGGUUCAGUCUGCUCUGCAGUUUUGGAUCGUUUAUGUUGGUGCUGAUUGGUCUGCUCCGCUACGCCCAGGUGAUGGAGCAGCAGAAGCAGGACAGUGUGUUGAACAUGAUGGGGCUCUGCUCAGGCUGGCUUUGUGCUGCAGGACUCAGCAUGGUGGGAGACUUCCAGGUGGACUUUGCUAAGGUGCCUCAUUAUGUGGGAGCGAUGCUAGCUUUCUCAACCAGUCUGCUGUUUGUGUGUGUGCAGACGAUCCUGACGUACCGUCUGGCUAAAACACACACACACUGUAGAACCGCCCACAUCCGACUGACCCUCAGCCUGCUCACCUUCAUCACCCUCGUUCUCUGCGGCGUGUUCUUCUCUCAGGACAGCUUCACCCUGCAGCACUCCGCCGCUGUGUGCGAGUGGCUCUUCGUCAUCACCGUGCUGCUCUUCUACGGCACGUUCGUCAUGGAGUUUCACGUGGUGUCUUCACACACUUUGGUGGUCCUGAUCCAGAGAGGAGAGCGACAAGGAGUUUCUCAAAACAAACAAGAGAGGGCUUAAUCGCUCGGGUUAGGACUCGGGGUGGAUCUGAAGGAGAGCUGAGGGUUGAUGAAGAACAUGUGAAUGCAUGGAUCAGCUGCAGCUCUUCUUGGAAUGGACUUCUUGAAGUAAACCUGGAGAACACAAGUUUUUGGGGUUCACGUAUCUGAUGAGGCAUCUGGAUAUAAGCACUAAAGGAAUCUUAUUCUUUAAAGUAUCAUAUUCUUUACACUAAUAUCUAGUAUGGAUGAUCAGUGUGUAGAGUCAGGGUCUGUCUGAUGUUCUUCCUGCCAAUGACAUAUUGUUCAUCUAAAUAUAUUUCAGCAUUAUGACCUGUAAAAUUGUCCUUUUUUUUACAUUCUAACUGUACCCUGCUUUUUUGUACAGAUGUAGUACGAGGAGCUGCUUUAAUAAACAUAUCAUUACACACGAUGCCUUUAGGUCCCACUCAGAGUAUACAAUCAGAGGCAGUGAUGAUGACUUACUGUAUAAUCAAGUGAUUUCUGUUGGGACAAUGUUUUGUUUCAUAAAUAAAAUGUAUUUAAAUAUAAA
Molecule: messenger RNA, 1455 nt
Organism: Tachysurus vachellii
Lineage: Eukaryota; Metazoa; Chordata; Actinopteri; Siluriformes; Bagridae
Product: transmembrane protein 150A-like
Exons: 7
Coding region: 148-924 (258 amino acids)
Source: RefSeq, a predicted model, not a curated record